Messenger RNA from Pseudoliparis swirei, 532 nucleotides. RefSeq names its product lamin-B1-like. The transcript has a single exon. The coding region runs from base 1 to 306 and encodes 101 amino acids. NCBI's taxonomy places the organism in Eukaryota, Metazoa, Chordata, Actinopteri, Perciformes, Liparidae. The record is from RefSeq and is a predicted model, not a curated record.
AUGGCGACAACUAGUCCCAGGAUCACCCGGCUGGAGGAGAAGCAGCAGCUCCAGGACCUCAACGAUCGUCUGGUGGUGUACAUUGACAAGGUCCGCAGCUUGGAGUCGGAGAACGACGUCCUCCAGGUCACCAUCAAGGAGAAGGAGGACGUGAGGAGCCGCGAGGUGACUGGACUCAAGGCCCUCUACGACUCUGAGCUAGCGGACGCCCGGAGGAGCCUGGACGAGUCCUCCAAGGAGCGGGCCCGGCUGCAGAUCGAGCUGGGGAAGAUCCAGAGCGAGCACCAGCAGCUCCAGCUCAACUAAGGCCCCGUUGACCUGUAACGAUGUAGCGCGCUAAUGCGGCCCAGACUCUGGAUGACGAGCUGGAGGCUAACGGCUUCACGCCGCUGACCGGAUCAACAUGAACGAGCGCACGUGACGAGCCGUUUGUGCGCGAGCGUUCAGUUGGUGCGCGAGCGUUCAGUUGGACGGUCCUGGUGCGCGCGAAACUCUAAACGUACACAAAUAAAACAAAUGCGUUUGUGUUUUA